Anastrepha obliqua is the source of this 1352-nucleotide messenger RNA. RefSeq names its product endonuclease III-like protein 1. The record is from RefSeq and is a predicted model, not a curated record. Lineage: Eukaryota; Metazoa; Arthropoda; Insecta; Diptera; Tephritidae. The transcript is spliced from 4 exons. Gene Ontology annotation, cellular component: nucleus. The coding region runs from base 110 to 1240 and encodes 376 amino acids. Gene Ontology annotation, molecular function: oxidized pyrimidine nucleobase lesion DNA N-glycosylase activity; DNA binding; 4 iron, 4 sulfur cluster binding. Gene Ontology annotation, biological process: nucleotide-excision repair; base-excision repair; base-excision repair, AP site formation.
GGUUUACUUCGUGAUAAUAAGAAGAGGCAUAAAAUUGCAAUUUUAACGUUGGCGGGCUACGAAAAAAAUUGUUAUUUUACAAUCAAUUUUAGCAAUUAUUUUUCGCACAAUGGGUGAAAAAGGUGCAGUGUUGAAAACAUUAGCGAAAAAAUUAUCCGAAAAGACACGAAUCGGUCGUGUAGUGGAAGUUCAGGAUAUCGAAGAUACAAUAAAAGCUCCAUUUUUCUCACCUGUACAAACGCGACAGCAGCGAAAAUUAAACCAAACUCAGAUACUCGAAUUCCCAACUAAACCCCAAACAACAGGCCCCACCGCAGAGUCUAGCGGGUUGAAAAAAGAGACUGCUAAGCCAGGCACUUCGCCUAAAAAUAUCGAUGUUGCUGCUACAACAACAACUAAAAAGGUCAAAAAGGAUUUUGAAAGUACCAUGAAAUGGGAGCCGAAAGACUGGCGUUUGAUGUUGGAUAAUAUCCGUAUAAUGCGCACUGUCGAUGCGCCUGUGGACACCAUGGGAUGCCACAAAUGUUCGGAUGAUAAGGCAGAUGAAAAGACGCAACGCUUUCAAAAACUUGUUGCCCUAAUGCUCUCAAGUCAGACGAAAGAUGAAAUCACCUUUGAUGCCAUGCAACGGCUGAAAAGCAAUCAAAUGACACCGCGAAUCAUUGCAGCCAUGGAGAGAAGCAAACUGGAGGAAUUACUAAAACCCGUAUCAUUUUAUAAAAACAAAGCGAAAUAUUUACAAUUGACUUCGCAAGUACUCAUCGAUAAAUAUGACAGUGACAUUCCAGGCACCAUCAAAGAAUUGGAAGCAUUGCCAGGGGUUGGUCCGAAAAUGGCGCAUUUAUGCAUGUCAACGGCAUGGAAUGAAGUGACGGGAAUAGGCGUAGAUGUGCAUGUGCAUCGCAUUACAAAUCGUCUAAAGUGGCUGCCUAAGCCUACAAAGGAACCCGAACAGACGCGUAUCGCAUUGGAAUCGUGGCUACCACGAGAUAUGUGGCCAGAAGUCAAUCAUUUGCUAGUUGGUUUCGGCCAAACAGUUUGCAAAGCUGUGCGUCCACGUUGCAUGGCAUGUUUGAAUAGUGGAAUAUGUCCAGCUGCGCAAUGUAAAAAUGUAGUUAAGUCUUUAAAAACUGGUCCAAAAAUAUUAUUGAUGGACAAUGAUGAUAGUAAGGAUGUGACAGUCACAAAAAGAUCCAAAUUGCAAAAUCCAAAAAAAGUUUCAAUCGAAAAUGGCCGGUAAUGCGAACGCAAGUUUGAGCAAAAUUUCUUCAUGCCAUUCCUAUUGUUUCAAUCAUAAAAAUCAACUCAUUCAUAAAAAGAAAUAAAACACAGAAAACUGUUGAUUAAAAUUA